Thyridium curvatum is the source of this 1476-nucleotide messenger RNA. RefSeq lists its product as uncharacterized. Lineage: Eukaryota; Fungi; Ascomycota; Sordariomycetes; Thyridiales; Thyridiaceae. The transcript has 2 exons. Gene Ontology annotation, molecular function: chromatin binding. Gene Ontology annotation, cellular component: SWI/SNF complex; NuA4 histone acetyltransferase complex. The record is from RefSeq and is a predicted model, not a curated record. Gene Ontology annotation, biological process: regulation of transcription by RNA polymerase II. Bases 1 to 1476 code for a protein of 491 amino acids.
AUGGCUCAACAGCAACCCCUCUCGUCCGCAGUCCCGCCGACUGACAUCUACGGCGGCGAUGAGGUUUCUGCCCUCGUACUCGAUCCGGGUUACUGCAACACACGCGCCGGCUUCGCUGGCGAGGAUGUUCCCAAAUCGGUUCUCCCUUCAUUCUACGCGCACAUAGGCAGCGGCGAUUCCGCUCGCGAUGUUUUCGGCGACGAAGUGCUUCAACCCCGCGAGAAUCUCGAGGUCCGCAACUACAUGAACCGCGAGAGCGUUGUCGAGGAUUGGGAUAUGGCGACCGCUAUGUGGGAGAACAUGCUCAUCAAGCGCCUUCAGCCCGACCGCCUGCCCGCCCUGAUCGCAUCCCGGCGCGCCAACGGCCACAUCAACAAGACAUCACCCAAGCCCGCCGCCACAGCAAACGAGGGAGGCGAUGCUGCAGCCGCCACUAACGGUGACGGCGACGUCGCCAUGGAGGAUGCUGAGGCGGCCGCAGAGGCGCUGGAGAAGCCCCUGGCAGAGAACCCUCUGCUGAUGACGGAGGCGCCGUGGAACAGCGGCAAGGCCCGCGAGAAGGCUAUCGAGAUUGCAAUGGAGAGUUGGGGAUGCCCCGCCUUCUGGCUGAGCAAGACGCCGGUUCUGUCGGCGUUUGCUGCGGGCAAGGCCACCGCCCUGGUGAUUGAUGUGGGCGGUGCUAACACAUCGGUAACGGCGGUUCAUGACGGAAUGGUACUCAAGAGGUCUAUCCAGAAGUCGCACGUUGGUGGUCUUUGGCUCUCAUCGCAGAUCAGAGCUAUGUGGGAAGCCAACGACCCCAAGAUCGAGGUCACCCCGACCUACAUGGUUGAGAACAAGACCCCGGUUGAUGCUGGCGCCGCCGCGCAAUUCAGGCUACGGUACUAUCCCUUUGAAAUCUCAAGUUCUUAUCGCGCAUACGAGGAAGAGCGCGUACUCACUGAGUUCAAGGAGUCUGUUGUGGAGGUCUGGCGGGGUCCCGGCCGGUACAACAACGUUAACAACGAAGAGUUUGUCAAGUCGCAGCCCGGUCGAGUCUUCGAGAUGCCCGAUGGCUACAACCAAAUGUGGCGCGAGCAGCGCUUCAAGGUCUCGGAGGGCAUGUGGGACGAGACGGCUGCCUAUCCCAUCGGCGAGGAGCGCCUAGCAAAGAGUCAGACGAUCCCCGAGCUUAUCAAGGCAUCUCUGAACGGUGUCGAUGUCGACCUACGUGGCAACUUGCUUGCCAACGUUGUCGUCACUGGCAGCACCAGCCUGCUCAACGGCUUCAACGACCGGCUCAACAACGAGCUCCAGGCGGCCAACCAGGCCCAGCGCAUCAAGCUGCAUGCCGCCGGCCUCACGACCGAGAGGCGCUUCGGAGCCUGGAUUGGUGGUAGCAUUCUUGCCAGUCUCGGAACGUUCCACCAGAUGUGGAUCUCGCGUAAGGAGUACGAGGAGAACGGAGCUGGCAUCAUCGAGAAGCGCUGCAAAUAA